AUGGAAGCGGCUACAGACAGUGCUAGUGCUCUGGCAACCUUGACUAUGCUAGAAGAACGUUUGCAUCGCAUCGAGUUCUUGCUACACGGCGCUUCUAACGCGUUAGGCAUACCUGAUUCUGCGCCAGCACAGUCUGCAGGGAAUGACGCUGUAUCUACGCGUCUGGCAAACCUGGAGAACCAUCUGAACCGCCUUGCUUCGAGGAACAGCAUUGUUCAAGAUGUCUUGGAUAUUUACAAACAUUAUCCAGAUCUAUUUGUUCCAGCAGCCGAAACCCGACCUCCAAGCACUCAAGAUAUUUCGACCAUUACCUCGAUUGUGCUCGCACACGCCUCGUCGUUCUCAGAGACGGUAUCUCGUCUCAUGUCUGUCCAAGAACUCCCUCUUCCAGCAGCUUCGGCGUCAGCCGACUUGAUCGCAGUACAACCGCGCCUGAAGAAGGUCCAGGAAGUACAAGCGGCACAGCUCCGUGAGGUGUCAGACCUUCGGGCCAGGAGUGCAAGGUUAGCGGAGCGCUGGCUUGAAGCUGGCGUGGUGGGACAAGCGGAGACUUGGGCAGAAUGGGAGGAGAGAGUCAGGGUUGUGGAGAGAGGUGUACGGAGAAUGGAAUUUCAAAGAGAAAGACAAAAAGUGUGA
Messenger RNA from Endocarpon pusillum Z07020, 636 nucleotides. RefSeq lists its product as uncharacterized. NCBI's taxonomy places the organism in Eukaryota, Fungi, Ascomycota, Eurotiomycetes, Verrucariales, Verrucariaceae. The transcript has 2 exons. The record is from RefSeq and is a predicted model, not a curated record. Gene Ontology annotation, cellular component: dynactin complex. Bases 1 to 636 code for a protein of 211 amino acids. Gene Ontology annotation, biological process: cytoskeleton-dependent cytokinesis.